Scutellospora calospora is the source of this 1972-nucleotide messenger RNA. Lineage: Eukaryota; Fungi; Glomeromycota; Glomeromycetes; Diversisporales; Gigasporaceae. The record is from the annotation of a GenBank genome assembly.
AUGUUAAUAAUUUUUACGAAGAAUAUUGAAUCAAUAUGUCAUAAAUGUGUAAAUUAUGAUAAUCACAAUCAAAUUAUUAAUGAAUACAAAACAGGAAAUAUCUCAACUUGUCAUUAUCCUGAAACUAAAAAUGUUUUUGAUGGACUCUUUAAUAUCAUUUGGGAUGAAUAUCUUAUAAAAUACAAUCUUAUGAAAUCACCAAUUUAUAUUAACAGAAUCAAUAAUUACGGUGAUUACAUAGACAGACAAAAUAAAAAAAAUAUAAUUUACACAGAAAAAAUAACAUUUGAUAAUUUUAAAUUUUUAUUGGAAAAUGAUCAAAAAAAUAUCUUGAAUUAUUGUGAAGGAGGAAAAUACGAAAAAAUAAUCAAUGAUAAUAAAAUACUCAAACAAAAUAAUCUUGAAUUACAUACAUUACGAAAAAAUAUAUGUAAAAAAAUGAGAAUUGGAAUACGUAAUAAAGAAUCUUUUUUCAUUGAUUUUAUAAAUGAUAAUAAAAUUUCAGAUUAUUUAAUGUAUAAAGGAUUUGUUUACAAUUCUUUAAGAGAUGAAAGUAUAUCGGAUGAAUUUUACAAAGAUAAAAUUAUCGAAUUAGAAAAAAAAUGUCUAAAAAGUUUAGAAGAAUUACCAAAUGUAGACUGGUUUAAAUGGUGGAGACAUUUAUUAAAUAAUCCUGAUAAUUUAAAUAUCAUUGAUAGUUAUUGGAUAUUUAAAAAAGUCAAAAAAUUGAAUCCAAAAACAAAUGACAAAAAUUUUUACAAAUUAGUAGCUUCCACAUUUAUUAAGAACCUAAAAAGAUGCAAUCAAGAACGUGAAAAUAUAUGCGUACCUGAAAUACUUCAAAUGAUAGAUUCUGAAAUCAACUGUGAAUCAUUAACUACAAAAGGAUUGUACAAUUCAUUAUUGAGAAAUGAAAAUUUCAACAAUAUAGUUGACCUUAACAUAAAUGAAAUAAAUGAAAUACAUUACCAUAUCGCGAAACAAAAAAAACAACUGGAAGAUUAUUGCUUAACUGAAUUCAUCAUUGAUGAUUUUUUAACAAAUGAUAGAUUUGAAAACUUUUUUAAACAGGGAAUAUACAAACCAUUUUUUUGGGAUUCAUUACCAUUAUCAGAUGUUAAUAAAAAAAUCAUUAAAAACAAAUGGAUGAAAAAUACAAAUAGAUUAAUAAAUCUAGAAGAAAAAACAAAUAUGAAUGAAUACAUCAACAGAUUGUUAACCAUAUCUCAAUCUUUAAAAAACGAUCAAUUAUACUUUCCAGAUUCUCCUAAUAUAUUCUCUGAAAAUUUAAAACACGAAAAAGAUAUAUGUAAAAAUUACAUUAAUGAUGAUGGUCCCAUUAAAAAAUUAAUUGAAUUAUCAAAUAUAUCAAAACACGCUAAAGAAAAAUUUGAAAACCGAAGAUUGGAAAUAUUACAUGAAAAAGCUAAUAUCUCAAAAUUAUAUCAAGAAAAAUUAACAUCAAUUAAAGAAUCUGACAAAUACAAUGAAUACAUUAAUGAUAUCAAUAAUUCAUAUACAGAAGAUGAAUUAAAUCUUUUGAUAAAUAGAUUAUCUCAAGAUCAAAUAUUGACACCUAUACAAAAAGAUGAAAUUAAGAAAAAUAUAGAUGAUAAAAUAGAUGAAAUCAAGAAAACUGCACUUCAACCUGAUCCUAACGAAAAUAUUCUUGUUGAUGAAUUAGAAAAAGAUAUAGAAAAUAUUGAUAAAAACAAUUUUUUUUCUGGUCUCAAUAUUAACCAAUGUAAAAUCGCAAUAGAAAACGGAUGGAAUAAUUAUCAAAUAAUAAAUAAAUGUGUAAAAUAUCGUGAAUUUAAAAAAAUUAAUGUCUUAGAAGUUAAGAAAUCCGAAUUAGAUUCAUUAUUGGAUAUACUCGAAGAUAUUCUCAAUGAUGAUAAAACCACAUUCAAAUCAUUACCUGAAAAUUAUGAAAAAGAUAAAAUAGAUAAUUUAAAUGAUAAUUUUUUACCAC